AGAAGAGGCUGACAGAAGAAGCUGAGACAGCGGCUGAGAGCAAGCUGGUGCUGGUGUGGGUGUGAUACCAGCCUCAGCCACACACAGGACUGGUGGAGGCUUCUGCACCGGGCUAAAAUAGUCCGAGAGCAGCUGACGUCCUGCUGUUAGAGAAAUGGCUGCCACCGGAGUCCUUCCCUUUAUCAGGGGGGUAGACCUCAGUGGAAAUGACUUUAAGGGUGGUUAUUUUCCUGAACAUGUCAAAAGUAUGAGCAGUCUGCGAUGGCUGAAGCUCAACAGAACAGGACUGUGUUACCUCCCAGAAGAGCUGGCCUCUCUGCAGAAGCUGGAGCACCUUUCAGUGAGUCACAACAGCCUCACUACGUUACAUGGGGAACUGUCCGGCUUGCCAAACCUAAGGGCGGUGGUGGCUCGAGCGAACAACUUAAAAAAUUCUGGCGUCCCAGAUGACAUCUUUCAGCUCGAUGACCUCUCUGUGCUGGAUCUGAGCUUUAAUCAGUUGACGGAGAUUCCCCGAGACCUGGAGAACAGUAGGAACAUGCUGGUGUUGAACUUAAGCCACAACAGCAUCGACUCCAUCCCCAAUCAGUUGUUCAUCAACCUGACAGACCUGCUCUAUCUGGACCUGAGCGACAACAAGCUGGACAGCCUGCCCCCUCAGAUGAGACGCUUGGUGCACCUACAGACGCUCAUCCUGAACAACAACCCACUCAUGCAUGCACAGCUGCGACAGUUGCCAGCCAUGGUGGCGUUACAGACUCUGCACCUGCGAAACACCCAAAGGACCCAGAGCAACAUGCCAACCAGCCUGGAGGCCCUGACACAUUUAGCAGAUGUUGACCUGUCAUGUAACGACCUGACCCGGGUGCCCGAGUGCCUGUAUUCUCUGGGGAGUUUGAAGAGACUCAACUUGAGCAGCAACCAGAUUUCUGAGCUCUCCCUUUGCAUUGACCAGUGGACACAGCUAGAAACUCUAAACCUGAGUCGCAACCAGCUCACCUCUCUGCCAUCAGCCAUCUGUAAAUUGUCCAAGCUCAAGAAACUGUAUGUAAACUCAAAUAAACUGGAUUUUGAUGGCGUUCCUCCUGGUGUGGGCAAACUGUCGAGUCUCACUGAGUUCAUGGCGGCUAACAACAACUUAGAGCUUAUCCCUGAAGGCCUCUGCAGGUGUGGAAAGCUGAAGAAACUGGUUCUUAAUAAAAAUCGCCUGGUAACACUGCCUGAAGCAAUUCACUUUCUGACCGACUUGGAGGUCCUUGAUGUGCGAGAAAAUCCAAAUCUAGUGAUGCCACCUAAACCAGUGGACCGGGGAGCAGAGUUUUACAAUAUCGACUUCUCACUGCAGAAUCAGCUCCGUCUGGCUGGAGCUUCUCCUGCUACUGUGGCAGCUGCCGGCGGAGGAGCAAAUCCGCGAGAUCAUUUGGCAAGAAAGAUGAGGUUAAGAAGAAGAAAAGACUGUUCUCAAGAUGACCAAGCCAAACAGGUGCUGAAAGGCAUGAGCGACGUGGCACAAGAGAAGAAGAACAUGGAGGAGAACGGAGACCUGAAGUAUGGUGUCUUGAAGAUCCGCCGCUGGGACCAGAGUUUGGAGAAGCCCCAGCUAAACUAUUCUGAGUUCUUUCUGGAGGACGUGGGACAAAUUCCAGGCGUAUCAGUGUGGCAGAUUGAGAACUUUAUCCCGGUUCAGAUCGAUGAAACGUUCCAUGGCAAAUUCUACGAGGCCGACUGCUACAUUGUGCUCAAGACCUUCCUGGAUGAUAACGGGGCAUUGAAUUGGCACAUCUACUACUGGAUCGGUCAGGAAGCCACACUGGACAAAAAGGCCGGCUCUGCCAUCCACGCUGUCAACUUGAGAAACUUUCUCGGAGCGGAAUGUCGGACAAUAAGAGAAGAGAUGGGAGAUGAGAGCGAAGAGUUUAGCGCUGUGUUUAAUAAUGAGAUAUCGUACAUUGAGGGAGGGACGGCGAGUGGAUUCUUCACUGUGGAGGAUACACAUUAUACAGUCAGGUUGUAUCGAGUUUAUGGCAAGAAAAACAUCAAAUUGGAGUCUGUUCCAGUCAAAGGUUCCUCGCUUGACCCUCGAUUUGUCUUCUUGUUGGACACCGGACUGGAAAUCUUUGUCUGGAGAGGAGCCAAUGCUACACUUAGCGGCACCACAAAAGCACGGUUAUUCGCAGAGAAGAUUAAUAAAAACGAGCGCAAGGGCAAAGCUGAGAUCGUUACGCUGAUGCAGAACCAGGAACCUCCAAACUUCUGGGAGGCCAUGGGGGGACAGCCCGAGGAGAUCAAGAAGCACGUACCCGACGACUUCUCCCCCAUGAGACCCAAACUCUACAAGGUGGGUCUUGGCCUUGGAUACUUGGAGCUUCCACAGAUCAACUACAAACUGUCGGUUGAGCACAAAGAUCACAAAGUCAAGCUGGACACUUUACCAGAGCUGAGACUGAUCCAGUCUUUGCUGGACACAAAGUGUGUGUACAUUCUGGACUGUUGGUCUGAUGUGUUCAUCUGGAUCGGGAGGAAGUCUCCACGCCUGGUCCGAGCUGCCGCUUUAAAACUGGGUCAAGAGAUUUGCUCCAUGCUGCACCGCCCCAAGCACGCCUGUGUCACACGCAACCUCGAGGGCACAGAGACCCAGGUGUUUAAGUCCAGGUUCAAGAAUUGGGACGAUGUUCUGAAAGUGGAUUACACCAGAGCAGCAGAAACUGUCCAGCAGAAUGACAACCUGCAGGGCAAGGUGAAAAAGGAUGCGGAGCAGAAGGACCAGAUGAAAGCUGACCUCACCGCUCUGUUCCUCCCCAGACAACCAGCCAUGCCACUCUCUGAGGCGGAGCAGUUGAUGGAGGAGUGGAACGAGGACCUGGAUGGAAUGGAGGGCUUUGUGUUGGAAGGAAAGAAGUUUGCUCGUCUGCCAGAGGAGGAGUUUGGACACUUCUUCACUCAGGACUGCUACGUCUUCCUGUGCAGAUACUGGGUUCCUGUUGAGUACGAGGAGGAUGAGAAGGACAAGGAGAAGAAGGAGGGAGAGGGAGCGGGGACAGGUACAGGAGCAGAGGAAGAGGAAGAGGACAAGCAGCCCGAGGAAGACUUCCAGUGUGUGGUGUACUUCUGGCAGGGCAGACAGGCCUCCAACAUGGGCUGGCUCACCUUCACCUUCUCCCUGCAGAAGAAGUUUGAGAGUCUCUUCCCUGGAAAGUUAAAGGUGGUGAGGAUGACCCAGCAGCAGGAGAACCUCAAGUUCCUUUCUCACUUUAAAAGGAAGUUCAUCAUCCACAAAGGCAAAAGAAAACAGAAGAUCGACUCUGCUCAGCCGUCUCUGUACCACAUCCGCACCAACGGCAGCGCACUUUGCACCCGAACCAUCCAGAUUGGGACAGAUUCAAGUCAUCUCAACUCAGAGUUUUGCUUCAUUCUCAAGGUACCAUUUGAGAGCACAGACAAUCAGGGCAUUGUUUACACGUGGGUGGGCCGAGCUGCAGACCCCGAUGAGGCCAAACUGGCAGAGGACGUCAUGAACAGCAUGUUUGACGACACGUACAGUAAACAGGUGAUCAAUGAGGGGGAGGAGCCCGAGAACUUCUUCUGGGUCGGUAUCGGCUCUCAGAAAGAAUACGAUGAAGAUGCAGAUUAUAUGAAAUACGCCCGACUCUUCAGGUGUUCCAAUGAAAAGGGUUAUUUCUCUGUAUCUGAGAAGUGUUCAGAUUUCUGUCAGGACGACUUGGCAGACGAUGACAUCAUGCUGCUGGACAAUGGGAAAGAGGUGUACAUGUGGGUCGGCACACAGACGAGCCAAGUGGAGAUCAAACUGAGCCUCAAAGCCUGUCAGGUCUACAUCCAGCACAUGCGCGCCAAGGACAACGAACACCCGAGGAAACUGCGUCUGGUGCGAAAGGGGAACGAGCCUCACUGCUUCACUCGCUGCUUCCACGCCUGGGGAGCGUUCAAAACCCCCCUGGCUUAAACGCACACUUCAGCAACAACAUAUCGCUCGCAUAUGAACAACAACGCUUCCACCACAAGAACCACAACACAGAUACUGGCUGCCAUGCUGUUUUUACUGAAGAUGAUGUCUAAGGGGAACCGCGCUUUACUGUAAUGGGUCUAAUGUGUAAUAUCGAUGCUGUAGGAAACAACGGGAGCAGAGACUUGGUGACACUUUAACUGCACUUUGAUUAGCCUUAAAAGCAUAAAUACAUAAUUAUAGUGAACAUAUGGUUUAAAAAUGACUCAAAUCCACAGCGUUUUGAUAUGAAACCUGAUGCAUGACUCACGAUAAUGGCGAUACACGCAGAAAUCGAUAUAUUGCACUUGAUAUUCUCCGAUAUCACUUUGCAGCAGUAUUUUUUCAAACCACACCCUUGAAAUCCACCUUUUUAAUCGUUAAAACAGUGAAUAUGUGAAAUAUGUAGUGUAUUUCACAAAAAAUCUUUAAAAAACAUUGUAAAAUAUACCAACAAAAUGCGAUAUAUCGAUACAGCUGCCAACAGUAACGAUAGUGUAUCAUCAAAUUUAGUAUUGUAAUCAUUAUUGUGGGCUGAUUUAUCGAUAUUUUGAUAUUUCGGCACACCCCUACUACUUUAUAAGGCAUUAAGAGGGUAUUAAUGAAGUACUGAACUAAACCUGGUCAUUCUUAAUAAACUAAGUCUUUGUUGCUGCUGAUUAAAGUUUUUAAAGUGUCACCAGAAUCUUUGAACAUAUCGAUUCUUAGCUUUUACCGAUCGAUCGAUGAAUAAUAUUUUCUUUUUUAUUUAAAGUGGCUAAUUGCUCACCGCUAAUGUUUUUGUGCCAUCGUGUGCGGCAGAACAAAUCUAAACCCACUGACGGUGUGUUUUUUCCUCUUUUCGGAGUCGUGGGUUACAAAACGGCACUAUAUUUUUUCUAAUGAAUGUGUCUCGUCAAGUUGAGUCCAUUUUUACGUCGUGUACGUGUUGUUCUGUCUCGUGGCCUUCUCUUUGUCUUUGAGUUUAAAGGUGCAGUCUGUAACUUUCUGGUGAGUCUCGACAGCUGCUUGUCUCCAUGGCGACGUAAUCUGUUUGUCUGUAAUGUUUGUUUUGUUUGUUUUGUUGCAAUAAAAAACACCAGAAAGCGAGAUGAAGGAUGACGUGUUGUGGAACAGUCCAAUAACAUCUCCAUGGAGUCAGCAGGUCCUUAGCUCUCCUGCAGAAAAGUUACACAGUGCGUCUUUAAACUGGAGAUUGUAAGACAGCCUGAUUUAUGAUUGUAGGGAACUCAUUAUGUGCAAUCAUUCAAGGCCAGGUGUUUUUCUAACCAAAAUACUUCAAGUUGUGUUAAUUGUCAUGUAAUUCUGGGAGACUUUUAUCAAACAGAACAUAAAGUUUUGUUUUUUUCUUUCACGUGGCAUGAACUAAAGCUCCGUCGUUGGGAAUACUGCCUUCCUGUGGUCAGUCCAGGUAAUGCUCGUCCUGAAUGGUUACUUGUGCAUUUUCAAAAGUCUAUUUUUGGUGAAGAGAUGCUUGAGUGUGUGGACUACAGAUGUUAUAAGAAAUGUGCACAUGCUCCUGGUGACUCCUGCAGAUGCUUUAUUUAUGUAUUUUAUAUAUUAAAUGCUAUCACACAAGAAA
Molecule: messenger RNA, 5582 nt
Organism: Periophthalmus magnuspinnatus
Lineage: Eukaryota; Metazoa; Chordata; Actinopteri; Gobiiformes; Gobiidae
Gene: flii
Product: FLII actin remodeling protein
Exons: 30
Coding region: 155-3961 (1268 amino acids)
Biological process (GO): myofibril assembly; barbed-end actin filament capping; actin filament severing
Cellular component (GO): nucleus; cytoplasm; actin cytoskeleton
Molecular function (GO): phosphatidylinositol-4,5-bisphosphate binding; actin filament binding
Source: RefSeq, a predicted model, not a curated record